This is a messenger RNA of Leptosia nina, 2016 nucleotides long. The record is from the annotation of a GenBank genome assembly. Lineage: Eukaryota; Metazoa; Arthropoda; Insecta; Lepidoptera; Pieridae.
AUGGCGCUUCUCAAAGUAGCGCAAUCUGCUAUAGCAGUGCGUAAGUUCGUUCAUCAGAAAGAUAUGUCAGAACAUUGCCGACGCCGAGUGGUACCCUCGGUGUUUCUAGGAAAACACGUUGUUGAUGCGAACUCACAAAUCUUGCAUUUCUCCAGACUACAGCUUCCAUACAGCUGCUCUAUAAGCGUUCGGACCGAAUUUGGAAACAAUAUUAUUUUAGUGAUUCAGUUACUAUCAGACCAUAGUUUAACUCGUUCAUGUGGACCUGAUCAUAGCCAAUUGCUCAUUUACGAACUUGGCGAAACCUUCGGCGGAUACUGGGGUGGUCUACCGGAUGUCAUGAUGAACAUGGAAUCCCAAAACCACACUAAGUUUUAUACAUUGAAAACCACUCCUACAACAGUUGAGACAAGCCCGCCUAAAUUAGAAGAGGAAGAGGAAGAGGAAGUAAAGAAGGACGCGUCAUCCCACAUCCCAUUAUCUAGUCCAGAUUUAAAAGAAACAGAAGAAGAUUUUAUAAGAAUAGAGGUUCCUUUGUUGAACGUCUCUGGCGAUUUGGGAGUUAACGAGAUCUCUCAAAACAAAAUGGACGUGGAUGAAUUUUUAGAUUUAGUUUAUGAUGUUACUCCCAGAAGUGAUGGUAACUAUGACACCAGUAUUUUACCAUUGGUUCGGUUUUCUGUUAGAAAACAGACUGAACGCGAGGAUUAUGGACCUCCCUUCAAGUCUAAAUAUGAACUUGACUAUGAUUUGGGAUAUACCCCAGACUCCAGGCUUGUUAAGACGACGUUAAAACCACGUCCUUACUUCAAUAUAAAAGAACCUACCACGAAAUUAAUACCGACUAUAAACGAAAAUAUUUUAUCAAAUAUCUAUAACAACACCUUGCAGAAUAAUAAGAGUUCAUGGGAUGUAAUUGUCGACCUUUUUAAAUCAUUGAAUACUUCACUCAAACCGUACAUCGAAGAAAUUACGAAAGAUGUUACCGUUGCUAAACAAAACACACAAAGAACGAAGAAUAUACCUUUGGACGGUUCCAAAUCAAGUUCUAUACAACAUCAAGUCGAAGCAGUGACGAUAAAAAGUGCAUUUUUGAAAAAUAUCUCAACUACCAUGCUAGGCCAUGAUUCAAAAGACACAGACAACAAUAUAACGUCUUUUGGGAAAGACCAGGCCCUGCAAGGUGUAACUGAAGACGAAGUGAAAGUUUUCUUUACAAGAAAUGAUGAUGUUGAUCGUGAAACUGGUUCUUUAGUUAAUCAUAAGUCGUUUGAGAAUAUAGUGCAGACUGCUCCCAUAAUUUCAGUAUUGUUGAACAGAACGAAUGCAUCUGAACCGUACAAUAGUUCUUCCCCACGUAAAAAACGUUACAUAAAAGCGUUGGAAAUAGAAAAUGCACGACCAAGAGUGCUCACAACUAGGAAGUCUAUGAGGAGAACAACGGAGAAAGUGUACCGAUAUUCAGAUAUGCAGGACCUGGCGCAGUUGGUGGAAUUGCAGGAUGACGAGAUGCAAGGGCGUGUAGCACUCCGAUAUUUGAGGAAAUAUGUGGGUUCACCACUCUUCAAUAUCUGCGACUAUCAAGAGCCGAAAGCUCGGCAAGUGUAUUUGUUCAAUUCUUCACGAAUUGUUAUAGCUGUCAGCAAUUUUACGAUGGAACGGAUGACACUGGUGGUGACACCAGCUCGUACGCUCCUCAAUAGCGUGGGCAGAUGCCCUCCAGCCCACCUUGAGUGUCAAGUAGCCGGCACUAGAGUCUGCAUUGACUCCACAAACCAGUGCGAUGGGGUACCUAAUUGUGGCGCUUACGAUAUUUACGACGAAGAUCGCUUAAGAUGCGGCUGGUCUUUAGGACUGCAACACAACGUCUGCCUGGCUGCCUGCACGUUCUUGGCGGUGAUUUCGACCAUUUUGUACACAGUGCACUACUGGCUCAAACGUUGCGUGCCCAGGGUCUCGGAGGCGUUCUUCAUAUACGCAGAUGCAUCUGAAAAUAUGUAUUGUAUUAUAUCUUGA